UCUCUCCACAUCCAGCAUUGAGCUUGUUAGCAAAACAUUUGUUUUAUCUGUGUCGCCGGAAGAAGAUACGAGAAAUAUGGACAAUACCCAGAACAUGAGCUACAAAGCCGGCCAGGCCAAGGGCCAAGCCCAGGAGAAGGGCAGCCAGGUGAUGGACAAGGCCAGCGGCGCCGCCCAAUCCGCCGCGGACUCCAUGCAGGAGGCUGGCCAGCAAGCGAUGGCUAAGGCGCAGGGUGCAGCUGACGCAGUUAAGGAUGCAGGUCAGCGGCAACAAAUGACAAACUCUUCAUCGAUCUCACUCUUAGGAGUUUAAUUUCUUUGGCUUUCUU
Diospyros lotus (date-plum) is the source of this 329-nucleotide messenger RNA. RefSeq names its product stress-induced protein KIN2-like. Lineage: Eukaryota; Viridiplantae; Streptophyta; Magnoliopsida; Ericales; Ebenaceae. The record is from RefSeq and is a predicted model, not a curated record. The transcript has 3 exons. Bases 77 to 313 code for a protein of 78 amino acids.